This is a messenger RNA of Solanum verrucosum, 1185 nucleotides long. RefSeq lists its product as uncharacterized. Lineage: Eukaryota; Viridiplantae; Streptophyta; Magnoliopsida; Solanales; Solanaceae. The transcript has 3 exons. Bases 1 to 1185 code for a protein of 394 amino acids. The record is from RefSeq and is a predicted model, not a curated record.
AUGGUGGUAAUUUACUCGGAGAUGCAGAAUCAGUCAGCACCGAGGCUUCCUGAUAACUACUGGGUUGACUACAAUACAGUUGAAUAUGAAUGGCCUAUAGUUCUACCUCCAGGGCAUACAUUCGUGGUAACCAGCAAUUUGAUGCAAAUGCUUACAACACGAGGGUUGUUUUCUGGUCUAGCUUCGGAAGAUCUGCAUGCUCACAUGGCUAAAUGGAAAAUUGUCUGUAAGAGUUAUAUGGGGCGACCGAAAUUGGAUAUGGAUUUUAUAGGGUUGAGAGUCUUCCCUAUGUCAUUGACUAGAGAUGUUGUAGUGUGGUUUUCAGAGCAUAUAUUUAAUUCGAUUCAAACAUGGGACCAAUUGCACAAGGUUUUCAUAGCGAAGUAUUUUCCGGUGUCUAAGAAGCUAAAUCGCAAGGAUAAAUUAAACAAUUUUGUAGCACUACCUGGAGAGUCUGUAAGCAGUUCAUGGGAUAGGCUCAGUGCAUUCAUAAGAAGUGUUCUAAAUCACCGCAUAGAUGAUGAGUCAUUGAAGGAGUACUUCUACAGAGGUCAGGAUGACAAUGCGAAGGUUGUGCUUGAUACUAUUGCGGGAGGAUCAUAUGUCCAAACUGCACCUAGUCAGUUUAAUGAUGAUAUGAGUGAAGAUAUUGCUCAAAUAAGAACAGAACUGGGCUUGGUAUUGAAGCAUGUGAGUGAAAGUGCAGAAAAGGUAAAUAUAGUAAACUAUUUAACAAGAACUCCACCACCACCAGUUGAGGAAUGUUACUAUGGGGAGGAUACAUAUUUGGUUAAUUAUCAGACGGGGAGUUUCCAAACCAACACCCAAGGAAACUAUGUUCGGGAUGGGAACUUCAAUCGUGAUAACAACUACAAUAGAAACAACUAUGGCAAUAGGAACGAUCGAGUUGGGCCAUAUGUUCCACCUGGUAAAGAAUCUGGUAAUAGAGAGGAUGGUAGUAGUAUGACUCGCAUUGAGGAUACGAUGCAGAAGAUGAUGAAGAGGUUUGAUGCGACUGAUGAAAAUGUGAAAGAGAUGCGAACUGAGUUGUUCGGGAUUGGUCAAAAAGUUGAUGCUUAUGCAGUGUCGAUCAAGCAACUUGAGCAGCAGUUUAGUCAGUUGUCCGCUACUGUGAAUCCACGCCAACCUGGCACACUUCCUAUCAACACCGUCCAAAAUCCAUAA